This is a messenger RNA of Toxoplasma gondii ME49, 5676 nucleotides long. RefSeq lists its product as hypothetical. Bases 911 to 4381 code for a protein of 1156 amino acids. NCBI's taxonomy places the organism in Eukaryota, Apicomplexa, Conoidasida, Eucoccidiorida, Sarcocystidae. The transcript is spliced from 4 exons. The record is from RefSeq and is a predicted model, not a curated record.
GUCGGUUUCUUUGUGUUGUCAUUGUCAGCCCCGAUUUUUCUGGCAAGCGAAAGGCGUUGCACCCGCGGUGUGUGCGAAAGUCCUGGAAACAGGCUCCGAAAAAACCUCGGUUAGCUGCUCUUGUUUCCUGCGUCGGACCAGGGUAUGUUCGGGUCAGCCCGGUUAGGGUCGAGCGCUUGCCACGCUUGAGUCUUGUGCUUUUGCUUUCUUCGUUGACCGGUCUCUUCCGUCGCAUUUCCCAGCUGAAGCUCCACUUUUAAAGCUCUACCAUUUGGUUUUUGACCUUGAGUCUCGAAAAUCCUUGUGCCCUUAAGCUGAAUCUGAAGCCAAGGACUAUCUUAUAUACCUGCCAGUUGCGUGUUGUGACUCGAAUGCGAGUGAACGCGUAAAUACAGCCAUGACCGGGCAUCGACGUGGACGUGCUUUUUUUUAGUAACUUGAACACUCGCAAGGGGUGUGUUGGCACUUUGUUGAGUUUCUUCAACUUCUUCCUGAGUGGGUCGCGCUUUGUAUGUUAUUGUUGUCUUUCGGCUGGUGGCGUCUUCCAGAACCGUUGGUCUCGUUUCGAAUGGGCGACGCAAGAGUCACUGUGCGCGUGCUAACUUUCGUCGUAGUCUCUCAGUUGUUGACCGAGGACUUUCGCAAGACGAUUUCCUCCUUGUGUUUUCGUCCGGGAGGGGAACGAAGAACGGCCAUAAACAGACUUCGACAUACACGACAAUUCGCAGCCAAGGGUGUGCUGUGUGCUUCGUGUGCUUUCCAAACUGGCAAAUUCUCUGCCGUCCACACGGUCGCAUUUCGCACCUUCAUGCCUCACUAGAUCUGUACGCGCCGACGUUUUCUUGACAUUCUGAAGAAAGAAAUCGAAGUGAAGCGUUUUACUACAACGCCGUAUCCCGAACGGUUCAGAAUGCCGAAGGCAUACGCGCGUGCAGAGCGCGGCAGCACGUCGCAGAAGGCCCGCGACCAGAAGGUUUUGAGGCCCCCAGCGUUGGAUGUCUCUCGCGUGUCUGGCAAGAUUUCCGACAGGAGCGAGAGGUCUGCUUCGGCUUUGAUGACUCCGCAAAGCAGGAACUCGCCUUCCGUUUCUGCGCCGUCGACGCCCGCGCGCAGCUCUAAAGGCCACUCUGACGCUGGGAAGGCGAGACGUGGACUCCAAGAGAGCGCCAGAAGCCGGUCACCCUCGCGGAAGGUGACCACCGGGAAGGGCAAGAAGCUGGAACACGCUUCGAUGGACGGGCAGCAGGGCGAGCGGUCGCGUGCAGCGGAUCAGGCGACUCACAGCCAGCUGGUCACUCUGGACUUUGAGCGGGGCGUCGCAGAAGCGCCGAGACGCGCUCUCAAGGGUCAGACAGCGGGAGUGCAGGUGAACCACCACGGGUCUUCUCUGCAGAAAGCGCUGGAUAACCUAACGCCCCGAAAGGCAGCCCUCGCUGUGGAGCUCGAGAGAGCGCAGUUGGAAGUCGCCUCUCUGAAGCGCCUGGUGACUGAGGUGUCGUCAGGAAAAACUCCGCUCGCGGUUCCGGCCGAGUUAUUUUACCAGUUGAGUCUCGCAUGUCUCUCGGGGAACAACCGAGUCGCGGCGAAACCCCACUUGUCUCACCGCGAGGAUGUGGGGAAGUCGAGCCCAAAAGCUGCUGGCCAUGGGCGGCAGGCGGGCAAGGGACGAGAGGGGGGCAAUGAGGGAGAGAAGCGCGGCGCUGCUCUGUCUGCGGCUCAGGAGGAAGCGGUGUCUGGCCUGCGCUCUGGACCUUCGUCAGUCGACUGGGGCGAAGUGGAACAGAGAAUCCGAGUCGAUGUAGAAGGCGAGGCACCGAUGGUGUGGAAAGACGUGUACAGACUACGGCAGGGCGCGAAGCCUGAGCACAUCUCGUCGUCGUGCUCCGGCGUCGGAGCUGGGGAGACAAAGAAGGGCGCUCUUGGAGAUCAUUCGCAGAUAAGCGUCGACAUCCCGUCUGGUGACGAAGCAGCCGCUUGGCAUCCGAAGGGAAACAAGACUGAACAGCGAAUGCUUUACUCCCCGAGAGAAGGCGGCUUCUCCUUGUUUCUCCCCGAUACAGUGAAUGCGGCCAUGGGGCAUCCCUACAGACGUUCACACUCGUGUACGCGAGAGAACCGCGGCAUCUGGCCGCAAUCACUCAUCGCGAAGAACUUCCAACAAGUCACAGCGACUGUCAUGGAGCAGAGCUUCCAGCUCGAGAACCAGGCAGCCGUCGUUGACAACUUGCAGGCGAGCUUGAAUCGCCUCGAGCUGUUGCUUGCCGACGCGAAGAGCGAAUGUGCAGACGACACGAAAGCCAAAGGCGAAGACGCGGUUGGAAAGAACAGUGGAAAGACUGUUAAGGCAGGUGCGAACCAGCGCGGGACCGUCAACGCUCCAACGGCCUCAAAAAUCUCGCCGUCCGGAGUCAUCCCCUGCGUCGUCAUCGAAGACCUAGGCACGGGCGGGUCGAACACUGCGAAGGAAGUUGAGAUCGAAGAAGGCGAGACACACUCUGCAGGCGGAGUCAGGAAGACGAGACGCUCCGUAUCUCCAGGCGUCAAUUCCGAGUCUAGCCCGUCGGACGAACUCACCAAACAAGAUGGACUGACCAGAAAAAGUGUAAUCCACAGCGGGGGCGCGAAGAAACGCGAAACACGUCACGGGGACGAAUCCGGCAAGAGUGGUGAUAAUGUGAAGGAAACACCUCAUCUCGAGCACCCUGUUCGCUUGACUGGGACGUCGAGUUCGGAGUCGCCGGCAACCUCGAAGACGGCUGUCUGCGGGAGUGACUUGCGGAAAUCCACCGCCUCUGGCGCCUCGGCUGAAAGCCACCAGAGACUUUCCCCUCCGUCUGGGGCUGUGGUGGCAAGCCUGACAGGGAACGCCACCACAUCGGCUCCUUCUGGGGUACAGAGUCCGAAGUCUGGGACUAAAGGGCCGCAAGGCAAGAAAGCUGACAAGCAAGUCGAGUCUGUUGGCGCCACCGAACAGUCUGAGGUCUCUCCAGAGCGAAAGGAGCCCGAAAAAGUGACCAAAGCCAAACCCCCGAAAGCCAAGGCAAUCACCAAGAAGGCCGCCGUUCCGGAGAAGCGGUCGGCCUCGGCUGAAGCUGUGGCCUCAAGUGAAACCGGCGUUGGCGACACUCAUCAUCGCUCCUCGGUUUUCCAGAAGAGUUUGUGGGGAGCUGGGAAGCAACAGGAGGCCGAAAACACUGACCGAAAUGGCGCUGGAAACUCCGUCGAAACAUCUGCUGCAGGCACCCCAGAAGCGGAGGUGCCGCUUUCGCCUCCGCCUUCUCCCGCAGAGGUGUUAUACGUAGCUCCUGAGAUGUCCCCAGAAGGCUCUGUCUUUAUCCCGCCAGUCUACUAUGCGUACCACGUUGGCGGUCAAAAUGCAUUCUUCGUCCCGCAAGGCGCAUGCGCACCGGGUGCGACAGAGUCCGGAGAAGUCCAAGCUGCCCUCGGAGGUCCUCCGUCGCCGCAAAGUGGGGAACGACGCGUCCAGCCUUCUCGCGGGGCGUCUUUCACGUCUCACCACUCGAGUUUGUGGAUGCCCGCAGGGCCUUGCGGCGCCGCGGCGAAUGAAGGUGUGGCUGCAGCGAGUUGCUCCAUGUCUGCUGUACCUUUUAUGUGGAAUGGCUUGGCCCAUCCGGAGUCUCCGUUCUUGGCGGCCGUACCUAUGGUGCCCGCGACGGGCGUGUGGCGCCACGCGGAAGUCCCCAGCGGCGCCGGUGCAUUGGUGACGGAGCCCAUACCCCGGGAGAGUUGUCCCUCGGUUCCUUUCUACGACGGCGCCUGCUGCAAACCUACGGCACGUAGCGAGAACGGAAGUGUGAAAGGGCCGUCUGAGGCUUCUGCAGUGUCUCGGUCCCGCAGUCAGCUCAGUAGGAGAGACAGCGGUGCGCUUCUCCCGUCGUCACUCGUGCGAACUGCCUGUUCUCUCAUGUCAAGAUGCCUGGCGCGUGGAGGAGACAACUAUUCAAGUGCAGCGCCCUCCGAGAUUUCGGACGGACUGACGGGCAGAACGCACACCGUGUCGAGUGCCGGAAGACGGGAGGAGAGUCAAAGCGGCGAGGGGACUUCGUCGCGGCGCUCGCUUCUCCACACUCAGGUGUCGGCGGAUGCGGCCAAACGCGUGCAGAGCAGUGCCGUGGGUCGGGCCAAGUCAUGUGCAAGGCCGAGCGUGAGCAGGAACUCGACUGUGGGAGAAAAAAGUCGGCUGAACCCGGUGAUACAGACAUCUCUGUCAAAAGAGCUUCUCUACGAAACAGCCUCGCCGAGAACGAGGGAAACGCUGGACGUAGCGAAACGCGCCGCUAGCUUGAGGGCGGAGCCCGAUCAGAAGGUGGCGGGUCUCCUUGAACAGUUCAAGAGGGCGGGGAGAAUUGUCAUUUCCUAGGAAACACACAAGAAGGCUUGUGCAUCUCCAGUUGUGGAACCCAUAGACAGGAACCCACGAGCGGAGGGCAAAUUAGUCCUAGGAAAGGCAGGUACCCGUGUCGAUCUCCAGUUGUGGAGCCCAUGCACAGGAAUACACGAGGACGGGAAUAAUUAUUUUUUCGUAGCAAGACAAGAAACCGUGAGCACUUGCUUUCGGUUGUGGAACCCCUGAACAGGAAUAGGGGAGUGAAAGAGCGAUGGAAUGGUGGUGUCUGCGUCGGGCCUUUGAGAGGAUCUCCCUUUAUCGAUACUCAUCUCCUGUCUGGCGUCGGUAAAUCUGGCCAUAAAUCUACAAAUUCAUGUCCCCGAAAUAGGUGUCUUUGUCGUAAAAUCGGUUCGCCAGUACGUUUCCGUCCGGUCAAGCUUGCGGUUUGUUUGUGCAUGUGCAAUCAAGGUAUCCCACGGGAAACAAGCGGAUUUUUGUGAUGCUUCACCGGUUCGUUGAGGCGACGCGGUGUGUGGAACCAGCGCGUCUGCACCUCUAUGUGUUACCCUUUUGUGCAAAUAAAAAGUAUACACACAGCAGACUCGUCGUUGGAAUUGAAACAGUUCCUCCGAUGUUAAUGAGGACGUUUUUACGCUCUGAACACCAGCCAUAAGAAUUUAGGUUUGUACCUGUUGCCGUUUCAGCUUCGUGCACGCAAACUUCUGCAGGCAUGUGCAGAAGUCACGCCUCUCUGCGAAACUACACACGCACUUCCGACGGGCCGAGUUGGUUUAUUCGCUGCGCUUUUUAGGUAUUUUUCUCCGUUUCGUGGCCGUUCCCUUUCUCGCGUUUGUUCCCUGUGGUUUCACGGUUACAUUGUGGAAAUCAAGGACUGACGUUUUCUUGACACGACUUCCCGUUCGCUCCUGUUUUCUGGCUGUUGUCUUUUGCCGUGGUCCAUUAAAAGAUUGAGGGAAGGUUUUGCCAUAGACUGAGCAACUCCCAUUUGUAUAUCAGCGGAUCCCUUUUCCUCCGCGCCUUAUGGCUCCUAGGGCUUCUUUUGAAAACGGUGUCUUCCUUCGGCAGUGACAACAAGCCGAAAGACGUGAAUACCCUUGUUUUUUCAUCCGCCUGCACAGAGGGGAAACUGCAUCCAAAGUGUGUAGCGAGGGGCACAUAGAAUGCGUGCUCCCCAGCUGGCUUGUUCAAAAUGUUAAGACGCUGUUGAGUUCUUACCCCAUUUCUUUUCUUUGAGACUGACGCUCGCUUUUUGCCCGGUUCGUUCCCCCGAAAAAACACUUCUUUUCUAUAUACUGGUCAAAUCCGUC